Manduca sexta (tobacco hornworm) is the source of this 1433-nucleotide messenger RNA. RefSeq names its product tachykinins (gene Tk). The record is from RefSeq and is a predicted model, not a curated record. Lineage: Eukaryota; Metazoa; Arthropoda; Insecta; Lepidoptera; Sphingidae. The transcript is spliced from 2 exons. The coding region runs from base 9 to 770 and encodes 253 amino acids.
AAGCAACAAUGGGCGCGUUUAGAACAUGCUUCCUAUUCAUCAGCUUGCAGCUCGUUUCAAUGAUAGCGAGCCAGGAGCUAUACAAGCGGCUGCCCCAAGGUUUCGUCGGCAUGCGCGGUAAAAAAUACAUCGACGACAGCGCCGAGCAGUUCUACAAACGAAAACCUCAGUUCUUCGUCGGAGUUAAAGGCAAGAAGACCUUCUACGAUUUCAUGGAGAGCCCUGAGAAUUACUUCAAGCGUGCUCCGAUGGGAUUCAUGGGCGUGCGGGGAAAGAAAGAGGCCCUGAUCCCAGAAAACAACUACUAUCCACAGAAUUACGAAUACGUAUUGAAAAGAGACGGAUCUUUGAUUGGACAGAUAGAUUACACAUCCAAUGAAAAUACUAAUGACCCUGAGUUCCCGAUUCUGAACGAGAUAUUGAACGAAUAUCUUCAGAAGCUCGAGCGUCCGGCCGAAGCUGAAGUAAAUGACACGAGUGAAGAGACAGAGCGUAUCACCAAUGAAGUCGACAAGCGUGCUGCAAACAUUCACCAAUUCUUCGGAGUGCGUGGCAAGAAGUCUAUCCAGAAUAAGCGGCCUUAUGAUCUCAGCUUCCGUGGCAAGUUUAUCGGAGUGCGAGGCAAGAAAGACUUGAAGAACAGCCCGCAGGAGAUCAAGUUCUUGUUGAGCGGACCGUUUCCCAAGAGGAAGGGACAGAUGGGCUUCUUCGGCAUGCGCGGGAAGAAAUGGAUCGAUGAGUCCAGCCCUGAAGUAGAGACGCCGAACUAAGUCUCGAGUCAUGUAUUUAACACCUGAGUCCUGACUAAUGAAAGACUUCACUUCGACUUUGACAUAUCCUUAAUGUAAGAAUUUCUUGCCAAUUAAUAUUUAAGGCUCAUUUUAGCGUUAUUUUCACCUCGGUACUAAGAGUUUCUAGUCAAUAAAUAUAUAAAUGAAAUGUUUGUUAGUCUUUUCCUUAUUAUUCAAAUAUUGAGGUUAUAUUGUGUAAUGAAAUCAAUGUCUUUGCCUAAAAUCUGUUAUGAUUUAUCAAAUACAAUUGUUCCUGUAAUAUUUAUAUGGUAAUCAGUAAAUAGAAGUUACCAUUGUAUUAUCUUCAGUAAUAUUUUAUGAGCAAUUUGAAAUGUAGCUUGGUCAAUUUAUUUUGUAUCUGUCAAUGAAACAGAAUGUAGAGAUAGGUUUAAAAAUUAAUAUCAAGUUUCUAAAAGCUUGCAUUUGUUAUGGCGUAUAAAUGUUAAAUAUUAGAUUUAAUGAUUCAAUUAUGUAUAUUGUAGAUGUAUAAUAAAUAAUUAUUCUAAACCUAUAUAUUCAGGUUUUAUUUGGCAACAUUAAGAAUAAUAAAUGUAAAAUUUUGUUUCUCUGUUAAAACAUUUUGUUAAGGCUGGCAAAAUGUAACAUUGUAUCUUACAGUAAAUAAAGCAGUUACAAAUUGUA